AGCUCCAAUCUGCUCGCUGGAGGUUCGCUGCUGCCAGCGCUGGGGCCAGGGCUGGGGAAGAAGGAGUUAAAGGUUUGUGUUGGAAGAGCAACCCAGCUGCCUGCGGAGCCUUAGAUCCCACUCCUUCACCAGCGUUUGAUGACUAUGGAAAAGGCAGCUCCAAAUUCAAACGCUGCUUUCUAGACCGAGGACAGAAUUACACCCAACUACCCUGAUUCACUCUCUCCGAGGAAACCAGGAGGAGCUGUCUUUGGGGCUGGACAGGCUGAGCCCUCUCGCAGCCCAAGCAACAUCUCCACCGGCUGUGAGUCCUGCAGGCGACCGAGCGGCACUUCCCUCCAAAAUGAUGGAAAACACAGUCUUUAUGUCAUUUACAUUCUACAGCACAAUCCUGAUUUUAAAAAUGUAUGUGGUUGCUAUCAUUACGGGACAAGUGAGACUCAGAAAGAAGGCGUUUGCAAACCCAGAGGACGCGCUGCGGAAUGGGGGGCUGCAGUACUACCGUGAGGACCCCGAUGUGGAGCGGUGCCGCAGGGCCCACCGCAACGACAUGGAGAACAUCUUCCCCUUCCUCUUCCUUGGAGCUGUCUACUCCCUGCUGGAUCCCAGUCCUGCGGUGGCCAGGAUCCACUUCUUCAUCUUCUGUGCGGGGCGAAUCGUCCACACCAUCGCCUACCUCCUGCGGCUGAAGGCACCCACACGCUCAGUGGCCUACAGUGUGGCACAGCUGCCCUGCUUCUCCAUGGCACUGCAGAUUCUCCUGGCCACCACCCCAUACUGGUAACACCCAAUGAAACCGGCCUUCCAAACCCCCUCGUGCUGUGCUCUGCCCGUUUCCCAGCUGGACCAGGUGAUCUGUGUGUGCAGGCACUUGGUAGGUUGCCAGGGAGGCCACCUGCACCCCAGGGAUGCUCAGUGCAGCCUUGGUAAAGUCCCUGUGCUAUUGAAAUCAAGCAAGGAAGUCACCAAAAAGAAGGGACAUGUCUCCCCAUGGAGUACGGAAGGGAUGGGGAGGCAGGUUUCUCUUGCUUCAGCUAAGGAUGGGAAGGGGAAAGCACCCGGACUGCCCCUUGAGGAAGGGGUUCAUUGAAGGAAAGAACAUUUUCUGGCCCAAGUGCAUUCAGAACUGGGAAGAGGAAGAUGUGCCCUUUCCCCUUGGUCAUUCACCCUGUGAAUCAGGAAGAGAAAGCCACGAGGGCUCCAUGGAAUCUCUUGGUCAUCAGGGGUGGGUGGUCACAGAGGGAGGUAUAAAACAGCCAGCCUCCUCCUGCCUGGCCGUGUGGGUCUGUGGAGAGGGGAGGGUCCCUUAGUUUCCCUCUCCCCACGAGGAGGAGGACAGGAGGCAGGUGCCUGCUGGGCAGCGUGAUGUGGAAGUGAAAAUCUCAAGGGUGAUGCUGCAAAGCCACUGAUGUGGCUCAGCGCUGCCAGCACCGCCUCAUCUCACACCACACAACACAGCUCCUUGCUGGGGAGCCUCACUGCAGGCAGGAGCUGGUCUGUCCCAGCUGGUCUGUCCCAGCAAGGACACGGCUUGGCCAGUAUUCGGCACCUCCCAGCCAGCAGCAGCUGUGGCUUUUCCAUCUCAGUCGCGCUGUGGCAAGAUGCAGAGGGAUGUGACUGGAGCAGCCGUCAGGAAUCGCUUACCUUGUGCAGAGCCGGACACAAAGCUCUGGGACUUCUGGAAAGACUGAGAUGCUCACACAAAACAGAGGGUUUGCUGUUUGCAGACAGAGCUUUCUCCCAAGGGCGGUAUCUGCGUUCAUAUGCUGCUGAUGCCUAAAAACAUUCCCAGGGCAGCAGAGCAAAUUUCUCUUGCUCUGUUUGUAGCCUUUCUCCAGCCGCAGAACAGCCCAUUGCUAUUUGGGGAAUGUGCCGUGACCACUUUGGGGGUGUUUUCUUUCCUGCUCUCCACUGCUGCCAAGCCAUGCACAGCCUGGAUUAGCUGGUGUUUGCAGAAAGCUCUGGAAAUGAGCAGACUGGCUUUGAACCUCUUGGCAGGAGGAGGAUACCACUGCUCUGAAAGCCGUCGUGUUGGAGAUGAGAGGCUGGGACAAGGGUAUCACAGGAUGACAAACCCUCCUGAGCUCCUGUUGUGCAGCUGUCCCGAAGAACCAAGGGCUGGUCCAGGCAACAGCGGCAUGGGAUGGAGAACCGCUUUGGAGGACAAGGCAGGAAGAAGGCUCUGCUGUUCGGUGCCUCCUCCCUCCUUUAAAGACGACACAGGGGUUUGCUAAGAGCACAGGAGGAAACAAGAAUGAGCAGAAAAUAAAUUCCCCUUCCAUGUGUCCCAAGCACUAAAGCUGUUCCUUUAACUCUGCUGCUCUCAGAGGUGCUUUUACCUCACUGAGCACCUGUGUGCACAAAGCAUGAGGUGAGACAUCAGCAGAGACGGAUGCUCUGAGCCCGUGCCUGGCUUGGGUAGCAGCUUCUGUACCAGUAACUCUUGACCCCCGCCUUAGGCUAAGGUGUUUGGUGAGGUUUGGAGCGGAGUCUGCAGCUCUCCCAUGGGGGAUGCAGGGCCCACUGUAUAUGGAAAGUGAGCAGGACUGCAGGUUCUGCAGUUUGCUCCUGGCCAACAGAGCCUUAACAGAUGUCUGGCUAAUAAAUUCCCCUCUUAACAAGCCUUUUCGGCCUCACAUGGUGCAGGUCCCGAACUCCUGUACAUUUUGCUGCUGCUGCACAUGCAUCCUGGUGACAGGAAGCAAAUAUUCCCAAUAAAAACAAAUCAUUUUACUCUGAUACAUCCUUCCUUCGGGAGCAGCAGAUGCAGCUGGGUAGCAGCUGGCUCCAGCCCCAGCAGGACAGCUCUCCAGCUGUGAACGGCUUUGCUAAGCCCCACUGCAGAGCCUGGAGCGCCCCAGAACUGAAGAGAUGUCCCUUUCUUCUUGGCCCACCUGCCCUGCAGAGGAAGCUCUUUUCCAGGUGUGCAUUAUUUGUGCUAAUCCUUUAAAUUCAGCAGAGCUGGAGCUAAUGAAGUAGUUGUGCUGUUUUCCUGCCUAGAGUAGCAGGUUGCUACAAAGCUUGGUGUCCAUCUAUCCCUCCUCCAUCCCAGCUUACCCAAAGCAGUCUAGCGGUCUGAUAUGCUUUGUCCUCACAAGCUUGCUUCACACCCUGAUUGUUCUCAGCCAGGUGCUUCUUCCCCAAGUGGUCAAGUUUGCGCUUAAAUUCUGGAGGGCUGGAAAAGUUCAGGUAAGAUGUGGUUGCUCUCAUUUCUGUGGUUAUACCUUGCAAAGGAGCUACCUGUGUUUUUAAAGCUCAGCUUAGGUGUAGCUUGCUG
This is a messenger RNA of Cuculus canorus (common cuckoo), 3277 nucleotides long. RefSeq names its product prostaglandin E synthase (gene PTGES). The coding region runs from base 344 to 784 and encodes 146 amino acids. Gene Ontology annotation, cellular component: membrane. The transcript has 4 exons. Lineage: Eukaryota; Metazoa; Chordata; Aves; Cuculiformes; Cuculidae. The record is from RefSeq and is a predicted model, not a curated record. Gene Ontology annotation, molecular function: prostaglandin-E synthase activity. Gene Ontology annotation, biological process: prostaglandin biosynthetic process.